AUGGCCACCACUCAACCUUCUAUUUCACCCGGCCUGCUUAAUGCGGGCCCCGUAAUCAACACCUCCGCCGUCCCUGCCGCACCUCUCGCGCAAACGAAACGGACCAAGGCCGAUUUACACCAACUCCACGCCCUACCAGCCGGUGCCGUGCUUGUCAAAGACGCCGUCUCCAUUCGGGCCCUCUGGGAGCAGGGCUUUUAUGGCAAAGGCCAUCUCAGUCGCAGUGAGCCAGAGUGGUUCCGUCAGGAGCAGGUCAAGAGGGGCCUGCUGCAGGCGCACGUGAGCCAUUUGAAUACGGCAAAACGGCGAGAAGAGCGGCGAACCAAGAAGUGGGAGAGGGCGAAGAGCGAGAUAGACGCGUUGCGCCAGCUUCAGUCCAAAGAGGCCGAGAUCCAAAGGGCGAAGGAGGCGACGGAAGCUAUCGUGGACCCCAUUUCCACCCUGCCCCCGUUGGGCCCCUGGAGCUCCUCGCCCUUCCAAACACCCUGCCAUCACCCCAAGAACAGGCGCCGCCAAGCACGCGCCAACAGAACCGACAUCUCCACCGCGAACCCCUCAGCGACAGGCGCCCUGAACUUGCGGCUCUCAAUGGAAAUGGACACACCACCCCACCCGGAUUACCUACCCCCUAAGGAGUCACCGCUCCAGGAGCUUGACAAAGAUGAAAGCGCCCUCGAGUCACAGCAACAGCAAGUCGCCGCCGUGCUAGGCGACCUCGUGGACAAGGAACACCUCCAGCUCACCCGUGAAGAGGCAUUUUUCCUCUCCUUCGGACUCGGGGCUCUUCAGGUGGUCGAUGGGGAAUCCAAGGAGCCGGUAGCCCCGCGUGACUUGCUGGAGCUGUUUCGCCGCUACUCAUACAUUCCCCCUCAGCAAGGGCCUCCUUCUGAGGUCUUGCGACCGGACGACCGCUUCCUCCUCGACUACGUCAUUUAUCAUCAUUUCAGGUCGCUCGGCUGGGUACCGCGAGGCGGUAUCAAGUUUGGGGUUGACUGGCUACUCUACUUUAAAGGACCGGCCUUUGACCAUGCUCAGUAUGGCAUCAUCAUCAUGCCCUCGUACUCUCACCCCUAUUGGAAGGAACGUGGCCAGCAUAGCCCAAGCAAGGAUUGGGCUUGGUUUCACCGUGUGAGCCGAACCUUGGCCAACGUGCUUAAAACGAUCGUGCUUGCCUACGUAGAUAUCCCUCCCCCACCCGUCUUCGAGGAAGCGCUUGACAAGGGCAUCACGGACGUGAUGCAGCUGUAUACUGUCCGGGAGAUCAUUGCGAAGAGGUUCAAUCCGAACAGGGAGCGAAAAUCUUAA
Messenger RNA from Parascedosporium putredinis, 1305 nucleotides. NCBI's taxonomy places the organism in Eukaryota, Fungi, Ascomycota, Sordariomycetes, Microascales, Microascaceae. The record is from the annotation of a GenBank genome assembly.